ACGCCAUUCUCCACGCUCUUUUGCUUCUUUUCCUUGUUUUCAAUGCUGGAGGGUUAUUGACGGGCCAUCCAACCGCUGCAUCAUGGUCAAGGACAAGGACGGCGACACCGUCGCAACGUUCAAUGGAAAAUGGAUAUCCUAUUCGCAUACCGCCAUGGCCUACAGCGCCUUUGUCGGAGCCCUCGUAGUCGGAAUAGGGCUACACUACCACAAGAUUGUACAGAAUGAAUUCUACGGCUACCCAGAUGAGUGGUUUCCCUCCGUGUCUGCGACCAUCGGCGACCGCUACCCAGAACGCUCCGUCUUCAUGCUCUUCAUUGCUCUUACAUCCGGUCCUCGAUUCGCACUCGUCGGUCUCUGGUAUGUCUUGACUCGUCGUCCGAACUCGUCCCUCCCCAAGUUCAUUGCUGGGGUCGGUAUCUUCCGAACAUUGACCUGCGGAGGAUGGACAUAUGUGACCUCUACCGAUGAUCAUGACUGGCACGACAUCUUCAUGAUCUCGUAUCUUGUCGCAACCCUGCCAUGGACCAUAGGCUGUCUCGCGCUUAGUCCCCAGAAUGCUACUGCUAUCAAGUACAGAAAGAUUUUUGCCGGUAGUUUCUUCGCGACACUUGUGCCGCUGAUUUACUUCUUCAUCCAGCACAAAGUUCACCACGUUGCUGGAGCGUACACCAUCUAUGCUUUCUUCGAAUGGUCCCUAGUCUUGCUCGAUGUAGCCUUUGAUGCUGUCACAAUGAUUGAGUUCCAGCACUUUGAGAUUGUAAUAAAAGACGUACGAGGUCUAUCUCGCGUUGCCGGCUCCAAGUCCCUCUCCGAUGCUGUCCAAGAGAAAAACCAAGAGAUUGGUGCAAUAUUCUCCGGCGCCUUCUCCUGGUCAGGACUCAUUUACGCAGCUGCAGAUGUCUACAAUGGAUUUGUCUUCUGGUCCAUGUUGACUUCGCUCGGCGUGUGUGUGUGGUACUUCCCUCUCUGGCACAUGGGCAUUUCCGGCUAUGAGGCCUUGGUCAUGUGCACUGUUACACCCUUCUUCCUCGGCAUCAAGCCCAUCCGCUACCUUGUCACGCGUUACGUGUGGUUCUUCCACCUGCUUUCGCUUUCCGGGCUCCUCGCCUUCCUGACCACGACGCCUGUGAACCGACUUUUCGCCGUUGGCUUUGGCCUGUCCAUGUCAUGUCUGGCAUGGUCGGCCACCUUCUUUGCAGAAAGGUCACAACCGCACCGUCUCGAAGGGCGUAUCACUGCGUUCUCCAUUGGCCUUAUAGCCUCGAGCGUUGCCAAGUUUGCUUUCUGGACAAACAACCCCAUCUGGCCAAUCAUGCAUGAGGAAAACGGGGGCUGGAACAAGACUGGUCUUGUAGUCGCCUUUAUCGCUAUUCUUAUAUCAACACGAUCGACCGCAAGCGCUGGCGCUGAUAUACCAGCUCAGGGUCCCACCAAAGGAUCCUCGGUCUUUGCCAGUUUCGGUCUUGGUGGAGUACUCUUCGCCAUGCACUCUUUACUGUCCGAUUCAAGUACCAUGAUCUCCUGGGUAUGGGAAGGAUACCCUGUUCGCGGACCCCUGGCCGUCCCUCACGGUACACUGACCCUGUUUGCUAUGGGUGUUGGACUUAUGAUUGGAUUGUUCGCGCCAAACCUUUCGCGGUCAUGGGCCUUUUAUGGUGUCGGCUCGAUUGGUGCUGCCUUCUUGACCACUACUAGCCACUGGACGGGAUUCUAUGGUGCUCUUGUCCUGGCUACAUACACCAUGGCAGCAGCACCCAUCCUCAUUUCACACGCCGCUCGUCACGCACCAGGUCGCACCUUUGGCCUUGCCUUUUUGGUAUACAACUUUAUGGUACUUUUCCACGUCUGGGUCGUCGCAUAUGCCUUUGUUCCUGGCGGCCCUCUUGUCCGCGAACACACUGACUGGGUUAUGACAUGCAUGAUGCUUCAGAUUGGCGCAGGUGUCUUCAGCGUCUCUGCGCAGCCACCAGUGCUCAAGAGCUACAAAGGCAAGGCUGUCAUCACUGCAGCCGCCAGCCGACAGCGUUCAUACUACAUGUACAUCCUCGGUGUUCUGGAGAUUAUCGCUGUUGCAGUUGCAUACCUACGUUUCCCGUCUUACGACUACAAGCCGUACCACCCAGAGACUAAGUCCAUCACAGCCGGUAUCUGGACGAUCCAUUUCUCUCUAGACAACGACAUGUGGUCAUCCGAGCACCGCAUGCGCGAUCUAAUUAAAGAGCUCGAGCUCGACGUCAUCGGUCUACUCGAGAGCGACCUGCAGCGCAUCAUCAUGGGCAACCGUGACUCGACGCAAUUCCUCGCCGAGGACCUAGGCAUGUACGUCGACUUUGGCCCCGGCCCCAACAAGCACACAUGGGGCUCCGCUCUCCUCUCCAAGUUCCCCAUUGUAAACAGCACACACCACCUCCUCCCCUCGCCCGUAGGCGAACUCGCGCCCGCCAUUGAAGCCACAAUCGACGCCUAUGGCGAAAUGAUUGACAUUUUCGUCUUCCACUCCGGCCAGGAAGAAGACCCAGAGGACCGCCGCUUGCAAUCCGAGUACCUGGCCGAGCGCAUGAAGGCCACGCCGCGCCCGGCCAUCUUGCUUUCGUACCUCGUCAUCAAGCCUGGAGAGGGUAACUACAAUACCUACGUUGGCGAGAAGAGCGGCAUGAAGGAUAUUGACCCGAGCGAUUGGGAUCGCUGGUGCGAGUACAUUCUCUACAAGGGGCUCAAGAGGACGGGGUAUGCCCGUGUCUCUAGACAUACGAUUACGGAUACCGAGUUGCAGGUUGGUAAAUUCGUAGUUGGUGAACCCGAGAAUCCCAGCAAUGAGCUUGUGCAUGAGUCGCAGGUCCCGGCUGGAUUGAGGUUCCCGGAUUUGUUCAAGGGAGAGGGUGUUAGGGGCCAUAGGUAUCAUGUUUUCAAUGAGCCGAGGUACUUUGCUUGAUGAGUCGGACGAAGAAAGGAAAGGGAAAAGAGGUUGAUGAGGGGAAAAAAAGUGCGUCGGUUAAGAAGAGUGUAAGCCGGGGGUGUGGUAGUGGGGGUUGUUGGAGGUCAAGUCUGGUACUGUAUAGACUUGUGUAUAAGUAGUAAAGUUUUUCUUAUGUAUUGGGGAAUCGGAUGUGAAGAAGAAGAAGAAGAAGACAAAAAAAAUCAUCAGUCACAG
This is a messenger RNA of Bipolaris maydis ATCC 48331, 3154 nucleotides long. RefSeq names its product Frag1/DRAM/Sfk1 family-domain-containing protein. Gene Ontology annotation, biological process: GPI anchor biosynthetic process; fungal-type cell wall organization. The record is from RefSeq and is a predicted model, not a curated record. Lineage: Eukaryota; Fungi; Ascomycota; Dothideomycetes; Pleosporales; Pleosporaceae. Gene Ontology annotation, cellular component: endoplasmic reticulum.